This is a messenger RNA of Drosophila serrata, 9252 nucleotides long. RefSeq names its product Nuak family kinase 1 (gene Nuak). Lineage: Eukaryota; Metazoa; Arthropoda; Insecta; Diptera; Drosophilidae. The record is from RefSeq and is a predicted model, not a curated record. Gene Ontology annotation, cellular component: cytoplasm. Gene Ontology annotation, molecular function: tau-protein kinase activity; ATP binding. Gene Ontology annotation, biological process: protein phosphorylation; microtubule cytoskeleton organization; intracellular signal transduction.
AAAAAAAAACACGUCGCGCGGAAAGUUGUAUCAAGUAUAUGUAUUUUUUAAACCCUUCGAGGUGUAGGACUCACCCUGCGCUCCCGCCCAUAAAGUGCAUAAAGAAUUUGUGUAUUUCUUCAACUCCUAUGCGGUGUAGGCGUCUUUUCACCGCCCCCGUGCCAGUGUCUAGUGUUUUGCGCCACGCUCUGACAACGCAACGCCGGCAGUGCGUGUGUUCCAACUGGAAAUAAUGUGAAAUCAUUAUGAUUUAUAAUUGUUAUAGGCGUAAUUAGUUAUUACGCAUUGUGUUUAAAUUCAAUGAAUCCACCCCUGAUGGCGAAAUCAACGUGAAAUGGAAACAGUUGGGAUCCAGUGGCUGGAGAAGAAGAACCAACGGCUGCUAAAACAGGGCAAGAGCGAAAGAGAGCGAAGGCAAACAAACGAAACAAAAGAAACAACACAAGUAAUUUGCGUCGGCUGUUAGUGGUGCUGGCUCGACAUCAGACCCAGCCACACAUCCAGCUUUGAAAGCAGUUGUCGCAUCCGUCGAAUACCUCCCAGAGAUAUUUGCAUUCACAUCUACAGCAAUGGUGAUUAGCCAACCCGAUACGACGCCCCAUGGAGCAGCGGGUGGUGCGGGCGCAGGAGCCACGACAGAAUCCGCUACUCCUGGGGGACUCGACGGCACUGGCAACAGUUCAGCGCAUCCAUCGGGGAUACCGCAGGAUCAAAUAGACAAUAUCAUGAGCAGCAUCCACAAUACGGGCAACGUCAAGAUGAACAAUCACCGCAAAAAGCUGCGUCAAAGGUUUGACAUUAUUAAGAAGCUGGGACAAGGCACCUACGGGAAAGUGCAGUUAGGAAUUAAUAAGGAGACCGGUCAGGAGGUGGCCAUCAAAACUAUAAAGAAGUGCAAAAUCGAAGCAGAGGCUGACUUGGUGCGCAUACGGCGCGAAGUGCAGAUAAUGAGCUCUGUGUAUCACCCGAACAUUAUCCACAUCUACGAGGUGUUCGAGAACCGCGAGAAAAUGGUGCUUGUCAUGGAGUUUGCCGCAGGCGGCGAACUUUACGACUACCUGUCUGAGCGGAAGGUCCUUAGCGAGGAGGAAGCCCGUCGCAUUUUCCGCCAAGUAGCCACCGCAGUCUACUACUGUCACAAACACAAAAUCUGCCACCGGGAUCUCAAGCUGGAGAACAUCCUGCUGGACGAGAAGGGCAACGCUAAGAUUGCCGAUUUUGGUCUCUCAAAUGUCUUCGAUGAUCAACGCCUGCUGGGCACGUUCUGCGGCUCACCACUGUACGCCUCCCCAGAGAUCGUGGAGGGUACCCCGUACCAGGGACCCGAGGUGGACUGCUGGUCUUUGGGCGUACUCCUUUAUACGCUGGUCUACGGCUCCAUGCCAUUUGACGGCUCCAACUUUAAGCGGCUAGUCAAGCAAAUUAGCCAGGGGGACUAUUAUGAGCCGCGAAAACCCUCGCGCGCCUCCACCCUGAUUCGCGAUAUGUUGACGGUUUGUCCAAAAAAGCGAGCCACCAUCGAGCAGAUCUGCUCUCAUUGGUGGGUGAAUGAGAAUGAUAACGUGUCCUGCCUGGAUCUAGCCGAGGACCUGGCCAACCAAACGCCUGUUCGGCUUGAUGUGCUGCUCUCCCUCACGCCUUCAGCCAUCACGCCGGACCAGUUGGUGGUGCCGUCAGCGGAUGGAGUAGCUGCUGCUAAGGCUGCAGCCAACGAACGCGUCCCACGCUCGCACUCCGUGGGCUCUAUCCGGGAUAUGGGACCACCAAAUACGGAGGCGGAGCGCCGUAUACUGGACAUGGUUGCCGCCGGAGGUGAAGCAGCUUUGAUGCCCUCGCCUACCAGGACCAUUACUCCUGCCCAGAGCCCGGUGCAAACCAAGAGGAAACUGCAACCUACUGUGUCCAUGGAGAAUGCGGCAGGAAACACGGCCAAAAAGGAGAAGCCGGCAAACAGCUCUUUUGUGAUCAGAGUGGGUGCACCACAAGUAACUCCACUAGCUGAGAUACCACAGGCUAUCGUCAUACACCAGGACAUGCCAAUGGAGGCGGAUCCGAUUGGUCAUGCUUCGGAGGAAGCUGGCGCAGCUCCCAGUUACUCCCAGAAAGACAUGCAAAUGGUUGGCGAUUUAUGCGAGCAACUGAUCGGCGGCGGCAUCGGUAAUACUAAUAUCACAUCGACCAUGCCACCAUCAGGUCCAUCAGCAGUUGCCCGCGAGGCCACCAGAGGAAAACUAGGUGCGGUGGCGGAGAUUCCUGAGGAGAAGGACGCCACAAAGGUGAUAAAGAAGUUUGUAAAUAAGCACAAGACGGCCGAUCUGGUCAAUGCCAUUAAUGAGUGCGCCUCCAAAGCCGGGCAGCCGGCAGUAGGAGCUGCACAGCCUCCUCCGUUUGUGCGCAAGUGCAGUCUGCAGGAUGAAUCCACGUUAAAUAAUUUCAACGCCGAUCGCCGAAAAUCCCGCAUCCUAGAGACAGCAGAGAAGUUCCAGCCCCCGCCGCCAGUAACCCUGACUGCAGAGAAGCCUAAGAAACUCAGCAUACCCGGUGUAAGUGUGGGCAGCUUUAAGAAGGAGUUUGAGCGGAAGGCCAUCAAUCCUCCGGCUACGGGAAGCCCCACUCCCGGUGAGCUGAGGGCCCAGGAGCAAGUGGCGGCCGCUGCGGCUGCUGCUCAGGAAGCUGAGGCCUUGGGAACUCCACCCGCAUCGCCAGUGUUGGCCAGUCAGUCCCUCGAGGCCAGUGACUCUAAGAACUCGGUGUCAUCCCUUUCGCUGGACGAGGCGCGUCGUUCCAUGGAGAACUCCAUUGCCCUUUUGCUGCAAGCCCAGAAGGAGUCCAGCAAAGAGGUUGAUCAGCUGUGCGCCCAGACGGAGACCAUCGGUGUUAACGAGCCCGUGACGCUGCAGGAUCGGGAGCGUAAGUUGAAGAACGCUCGCGCUAUCAUCGGAAAUGCAAUUCAACCGGCCUCGCCAGGAGAAGCCGAGGGACCGCCCACUCCGCCGGCAGCGGUUAAGACGUCGACGGCCUCAAUAACGCUAAAAUCGGCCACUCUGCCGCGACGCAAGAUUAACGCCAAGGCUGAAGUACAGCUAGACAUUAAACCGCGGAUUCUGGAGCAGUCAGCGAUGCCGCAAUCGGCGAUGCGCUUUAGCACAGAGAUGCAGCAUCCGGUUGCUGACCUGCGGAGCGCCCCACCCCGCGAGGGCCCAAUCCCAUACAGCCCCAUCAAGACGACGCUCCAAGCCAGGGCCACUAGUCUGGAGCCCAAGGAGCACGUCAUCACCAUACAGCGGCCGCCCACGCAGCAGGCCUACGGACGCUCCGGUUCAAACACAACUACGCGUUCCGGCUCGCUCUCACGACAGUCGACGGUGGAAUCCGAGUCUGAUGCUGCAACCACGACUACGAACAUGUCGCAGGCUACAGUCACCAGUCAAGGCACCUCGCAGCCCAUUAAGAAGAGUCCGAGGGAGUUCAUCAUACCGAUUGCUGUCGAGGGUGGCGGUUUUGUCACACCGCGGGAGCGUAGCGUUGAGCCCUCUGAAUUGAGUCACACCACCAGCAGUCGGUCCACAUUCAGUCGCCUGCGUCCUUCGCGUCGCAUAGGCUCACUCCUAAGCGAGGCCGGCUUCGACGAAGGCUCGCCAUUCCAAAAGAUGCGCACCACUUCGAUAACCCGGGAUGGCGGCAGCGGAGGUGCUGAGGAGGAGCCUCGCUUCACCCCCCACCGACUCAGAAGUUCAAGACCUGUCAAGAAAAUUAGUCAAGACAACGACUCGCAAAGCUCAAAUGAGGAGGACGAGGAUGACGACGAUGGCUUUGAAAUACUCACGGCGGAGAAUCUGUUUUCGACGCUGCUCCAGCGGGUGCGGGCCCUGACGAAUCGCUUAAAUGUCAACAGCGACCUGCCUGUUGGAUUCCCCAGCCAUUCUAGUCGCCUGCUGACAGAUAUUUCGCGGCAGGCCCAUAGUCACAGUCCGUUCUGGAGCCAAGGAGGUCCCUUCACCAGUGUGCAAAGAUCCCAAGUUAGUUAUACGUUUAGCGAGACGGUUGAGAAAAAGAAAGUUCGCCUAAACAGCAGCAGCAACAGUACCGGGCUUGGCGCGCCCUGGAGGCACAGCAUGUCCCGGGACUUGGGGAGCGACAUGGAAUCGAUGUUUACGCGUACAGGGGCCACGCUCCCAAGAGGUCACCAAGGCUCCAUGGGAAAGCCCAGCUCUGCACCUGGCCAUGUGGAAAGAGGGUCAACCGAGUCAAAAACAAAUUCAGCAAACAGCGAGGAGCCACUGGACUUGGCCGACCUCGAUCUGUCCCGCCUGAAGCUCAGCAAAAAGGACUUGGCGACCUUGUCUAGCAUAACUCCGGGACUGCCCAAAUGCUUCCAGGAGCAGCUUCUAGCUAAGCUGCCGCCCACCCAGGCCCGGAAGCUAUCACGCACCCUGAGCGUUCAGUCCGGUGCACCCAGCAGUUCCUCCACGCCAAAGGCCUACAAGCGCAGUCAAAGCGGGGGCAGGGGCCAUACUUUGGAUCAUCAGCAGCGGCAGAACGAUUUGUUAGACUUUAGAUCUAAGACCGAUGCACCUAAGACAACUUCUGCAAGUUCUGCCAUUUACCGGAGGAGCCUUAGCCGCAGCCAGACGCCUGCGCAAUCCUCGGUACAAGAAGCGGAGAGUAGAUCCACACAAAGCACUAAGAGCCGGGGCAGCAGUGCCUGUAGGGACGACUACGGAAAAUCGUCCUUAUGCAGCAGCAGCACCUACACCAGUGAAAUCAGCGACAAGUAUAAGUACUUCCCCUAUUUAAGCAAGUCAAGCAACGUGAGUCCAUCAAUUGCUCCAACAGAUGCCCAGGAGAAGGGCUAUAGUGGCGGUUUGGGGCGUCCUCCGAGUGGGUGCCUCUCACCUCCACCUCAACUCCCACAAGUUCCUGUCUCAGAGGGUACCAGCUCCCUUCGGAUCGGACGGUCCUCGCAGCGCCGAAUCUCGCGCUUUCUGCGACCCGACUUCUUUGAUGAUUCCAGAGAUCGGGAAACCCAAACAAUGUUAAUGGAGAUACGGGAAAAGUCCAAUGACCAGCAUGACCAGGGGCAGCUACAGUCUCAGGAUUUGAGGCAACGAAAGCACAGCUUACCAAAUGUGGAGCAAACGGAGCCACCUUUAAAUCCAGGAUCCAUUCCAUUAUCCAUUCGUCAUUCGCGCAAUAAGAGCAUGGAACUAUUUACUGAUCUGCAUUCAAAAUUAGUUCAGCCUUCUAGUGUCCGGCUACGAAGUUCAAGGUCUCGGGAGCGGGAAACGGAUCUAGAUAAACAUGAACUGGCGGACAAUAUACUGCAAGAGCUGCAACUCCUUUCCGCUGCGAGAACUCAAAGUGAGCAGACUAAGGAUACUGAAAAAGCGGAGCAGACUUCCACCAUUAGAAAAACCAGAAAGGUGAAACCCAAGGAGACCACAGCCAGUGAACCAGAAGUAGGCAGAAUUUCAACUGCAAAUACGUCGACAACGAUGGCUAUGGUGAGGAAGGUCAAGAAGGUAGCCAAGAAGGCAGAUGAGGCCAUUAAAGCCACAAAUGCAGAUAAUACUGAAUUGGCUAGCUGUGCUCCCAGGGAAACCAAGCUAAAGAGGCCGAAGUCGUACCCCAUGAAGGAUCUCGCACAGAGUAUCAAGACCCCCGCAGAUCUGACUGAGCAGACCUCCUCAAUCAUGCCCAGCAAAUUGCCCAGCAAGCUUACCUCAGCAGUGACCAAUGAUUCUGUCUCAACGGAACCUGCUACUCGAGAGAGUCGACUGAUCAGACCAAAAAGUUACCCGGCCACAAAGUUGGCCAUUCCCAAAGAGCUGCGAAAGGUUACGCGAAGCGGAGUGGCUAUACCAACAAUAGCUGAAACCAUUCCAGUUUCCACAGUUAUGACCAGUACCACUAGUUCCAAGUCCACAUCGGAAGAGAAAUCACUGUCGGCCACGUCCACUGGAACCAUAACGACGGUUACGGAUGCAAAGGACACUGGAACCUCCUCAAGCGAUUCGCGAUCUACCACCAUUAAGAAGAUUAUCAAGGUCUCAAAGAAGUCUAAGCUGGUGCCACCCAUACCAGUUACACCGACCACUCCGGCAACUACUGCAACAACUACUGAUGUAGAUAGCUCUAAGGAAUCCAGUCCGGUAAUCAAAGUAAAGGAAAAGUCACCUGAGAAGAAAUCCAGCAAGGGCUUGCUUUAUGCCCUAGGUCAAAAGUUUGAGAAACUACGAGACUCUGCGAUGAGCAAGGAAAAAAAGCAUGGAUCCACCGGAGGAGCUGCUUCUCUGGCCUGUACCCAAAACCGGGAAUCGUCUGAAAAUCGCAUGUCUCCAGAAAAGUCAAAGAAAAAAUUUUUCGAUAGCGGGAAACUGGAACUGGAACUGGAACCGGAACUGGAACUGGAACCCACGGAAGACAAGCGAUUAGACAAGAGAUCUCGUUUUGAAACUAUGCUGGGAUCCUUCAGAGAAAGAUCAGUGCCAAGAAAUCAGCCCAAUGAAAUUAUGCGUCCCAAGCGGGCGGCCAGCGUUGAGGAACUGCACGCGGCCUCUCAAGCGGCUCAGGCUAAGCAAGGAAGUGCAGUUAACAAGAUGUUCGGUGGUCUACUGCGCCGCUUCGAUAGGGAGAUCAGUGAACAGCGGCGGGUUAGGAGUACUCGUUCCACCAGCAACAUUGAGCGUCAGCUUCGAGAGGAGCAGGAUCCGCAGGGGGAUGUCUUGCUGCCAACCUCGCCCAUCUAUCAAAAUGUGGUCAAGGCCACUAAGGUGAAUAUUUGUCCACUACCAACCAACGAGGAGAACUGCAACUGUGAGACGGCCUGCCCUGAUUGCAGCCAAAACACCAGGCAAAGCUUUCAGACCUCCAGCAAUAUACCGCCGUCAGCCGCGACAAUCAACAAGGAGAAGCGCAAGGGGCUAAUGCUGGAUUUGGCCGGCGCCAAUGGGUCGAGCAACGCCUGUUCCGGUGAGUUGUCCACUGCCCCCGCAUCAACAGGGGGCAUCAGCUACCGAGGAGCUAAGACGAACCCAGCUUUGCUCAAUGGAAACUCUGUAUUGGGAAUCUACUCUAACUUGCCACCCUAUCCGGGUGCCAUUAAGAGCGCUAGCUCCAAUAAUAGCUCCAGCCAGCAGUCUACGGAGAACGCCACCAACAACAAUUCGACCAACACAAACCACAACUCCAAUUCCCAGACCUCCGGCUACAGGACUUCCUCGGCAUACGAGAUCAAUAGGAACAAUACGCUGCUAACGCCCUCCAGCGAAAACAUUGCCAAUUGCUCGUCGGACUCCCAUAGCUGCCAGGACGAAUGCGCCUCUACCUCUACAUUCCUCUCACCCACCGAAGAGCCGGAACUGUACUUUGACAACUGGUCCAUAUGCUCCGAGGACAACUUUAUGUUACACGCUACACCCUCACCAACGGUCUCCCGUCUAUCUAGGGCGUCCCUGUCCUCACCCACGCGCUGCUCCGAGAGCUCCGAUCCUAACGAGAGUGUGAUCGACCGGAUCAAGAGGCGAAGCUUCUACAGUCGAUUCAAUGAGCAUAAAAAACCGCGUCGCACCAGCAGUAUAGUGGGUCCCUCGGCGGUAAGGGACUACUACCGGGAGCAGCAGGCGUCGGUUAAGGCGCGCUCCAGUCACAAGGUGCACGCCGCAGAUCUAGAUCCACCACCGAUACGAACGCACUCUCCGGACAUAGCCCAGCAGUUCUUCAGGCCCCUUAAAUUGAGUCCCGUGGGAACGGAGCUCAAGCCUCCUGUCUACCGCUCACCUCUGGACUACUCCUCGUCUUCAGCGGGAGCUACUAGCAAGCCGAGGCAGAGCCUGAAUGACAUUCGGAAUUCCUCUCCUUCGUUUAUCAGCAAGCGUUAUGAAACGCACGACUACACCUCCGUGCCCAUGCGUUACAAGACCUCCUCGAGCUCGAGUCCUAGCAAUGGAGCGAUCCCAAGUGGCUACUACAACACAUACAAUCCAAAAAGACGCUCCUCCUACACGAUAAAUGGUAGCCUGCCUACCACCAACAGCACAGGUAGCGGCGCAGCAAGCAGCCACCUGGAUGGUUAUGCAACCAUUGGUAGACGAUCCAUCCGGGCGUAUGAUCACAGGACGAUGUCCCUACUUGAGCCCUCGACGGCCAGCAGCAGGAGCGGAGAAGGCACCUCCUCCUACCAGCGGAGAGAGACGCGCACUCCUGUUCGAGAUUACACAUCCAGCAUUUCAAGAUCUGGAUCGCAUUAUCGCACUUCAUCUGCCACGCGCAGUCCCACAAACAUUUGAUGUACCACACCGCAGAAUGGUUUCUGCAUAUUCUGCUAUUACUCUAAGCGAAAGAAGGCGCCUCCCGGAUACGGACAGGAAAGCGGGCACGGUUACAGACAUGGACAGGUCUUAGGCACGCCACCCAACACUACCGCCUCGUCAUUAUCCUCCCGCGCCAGCAGUGGUGACUCCAGGAAGACACUGCCACAGCAACAUUUUCACCUGCAUCCUACUCCCAAUCAGAUCAUGCAGCCUGGCCCCUUUCAGCAUCAUCGUCACACAAACGAGCACAAGUUCUAGACUGGUCCCGAAUAGAGAGAUUUUUUUAUAUUUUUUAUAUGGAAACUAGAAAAAAGUUAUACUCUAGUUAAGAUAUUUGGAUGUUACCAAUAUAGUCUUAGGUUUAUUGGAGCUCAGAACGUAGCGGUUAUACCGGAGUUCCGGACAUACAUACAUAAAUCGUGGCUUAAUAUACGAUUUUCAAAUGAUUGUGCCUUGGUUUUUUCGGUGGUUUUAUAUUUAGCCAAUAUCCAUAUAACGUUGAUUUUAGUAUGUAAAUGAGUAAGCGGAACCGAAACGAAAACAGACAAAGGUGAAGAUUAAGAGAGUGACAUGUUCUACAGAUAUUUAUAUGUAUUUUAUAUGCUGUAUUUUGUAAGGAAAUCUCGUGCCGAAAAUACGUUAAACUGUCUAUUAACUUUAUUUUAACUAGAGUUUUUUUGCAUGCAUACAAAACUGAUGAUUUUAUUAAAUUUAUUCGUUUCCCUAGAUCUUUUAAUAUUAUUGCUAAAUAAUAGAAAAUAUGCAAAUUGCGAGCGAAGAGUCACAAACAAAUAGCGAAUUUAAAUUAACAAAUUAUGGAACCAACAAAAAAUACUUGAAGCGUUUUGGAUAAAAUCGGAAUUCUAAAUAAAAAAAGAUGUAUUAAGAGCGUGAGAAGAAGCGGUGUAUUUAAAAAUAAAUGCUGAGUCAACGAACAUAA